AUGGCGGUGGAUGUUUGGUCGGAGAUUUCGAGCGCAGGUCUAAUCAGUCCAAGACUUUCCUUCUCCCGUGACCUCACUCAGACAACAGAGCCGGAAGCCGACGCCGGUCACCGCUCCAGAUCAGAUUGCUGUCUUCUCGACCCCGACUUCGAUUUCUUCAUCGGCGGCGGGAACGAUUUCCGGGGAGAAUUUUCCUCUGCCGAUGAGCUCUUCUCCAACGGCAGGAUCUUGCCUGUAGAAAUCAAGAAACAACCGCAUCCGCAGCAGCAAACUCAAACUGCCACCGGGAAAGAAACGAUUCCCAUUCCUCUGCCUCCGCCUCCUCUGCCACCGGCUCAGCAAACUGGGGAGAAUGAUUCUUCUCCACAGCUUGAGUCGGAGAAGAAGAAGCUGCUGAAGGAGUUCUUGUCCAUGAGUCUCGACGGAGACCACGAAGAAGAACAGAGUCAUAACCCGCCGCCGCCCGCGGCGGUGGGAACGAAAUCUUUCUGGCAGUUCAAAAGAAGCAACAGUGUAAACUGCGACGACAUCAGCUGCCGGAGCAGAGGAGGGCUAAUCCGAUCCCUACAUUUCCUUUCAAGAAGCAACUCAACUGGGUCGGCUCCAAAUCCAUCCAAAAACAAACCCAGGGAGGAAAACCCCCGCCAUUUGCGGAAGCAGAGGUCGGUUCCCAACAGGAAAUCGCCAUUGAUGCCCAGCAGCUCUGUACCCUGUUACUAUCCCUACAAUACCGGAGGGCAGCAACAGCAAAAAUCGAAUCUUCCGGCGUUGAGGAAAUGCGGGUCAUACGGCAAUAACGCCGCCGGGAUUAGAAUCACUCCGGUGCUGAACAUCCCGCCACCGGCUUUCAUGUCCAGGGGAACGGUCAACUUUUUGGGGCUGGGCUCUCUGUUCUGUAACGGUAAGGUUAAUAAAAAGAACAAGAAGAAGAGAUAG
Molecule: messenger RNA, 936 nt
Organism: Linum tenue
Lineage: Eukaryota; Viridiplantae; Streptophyta; Magnoliopsida; Malpighiales; Linaceae
Source: the annotation of a GenBank genome assembly